CUCCGCGCGCCCGCCCCGCCCCGCCCCGCGCGCGGCGCAGGCGCGUUGGCAGCGCGGAGCGGCCGGGCCGGGGCAGAGCCCGCGGGAGGCGCCGGUGGCGGGGCAGAGUAUUGCUCAAGAAAACGCUCUUCAAAAGUGGAAGGAGCCCCUACUACAAUGAUGAACGCCGAUAUGGAUGCUGUUGAGGCUGAGAAUCAGGUGGAAUUAGAAGAGAAAACACGGCUUAUUAAUCAAGUUUUGGAACUGCAGCACACACUUGAAGAUCUCUCAGCACGAGUAGAUGCUGUUAAGGAAGAAAACUUGAAACUGAAAUCAGAAAACCAAGUUCUUGGACAGUAUAUAGAAAAUCUGAUGUCAGCAUCUAGUGUUUUCCAGACAACUGACACAAAAAGCAAAAGGAAGUAAGGGUUGUCUCACAGAUUAUGUCAUUGUAUUGCUGCUGGUUUUUUUCUUUUGUUUUAACUGGCAUAGGCUACAUAAGCUAAAAUACUUUAGUUUGUGGUUUACUGGAUUCUCAAAGAUUAUAAACUUUGGUAAUAAACAGAAUUUAGAGCAUUAUCAUGAACAGGAGAGAGAAGUUUGUGUAUUAAGCAAUGUGCAAAUGUACUGUAGAUAAUUACAAAAUUUUUGUAUUUGUUUUAAAAAUGACCAUAUCUUGUUAAACAGCAGAUUAGUUUGUCAGGUUAAACAAAGGUUUGCUGGCACUCUGAGGUCAGGGUAGAUUUCUCGACUAGCCAAGUAAUAGUUACAAUAUUGUGUUGAAAUCCCAUUUGAUAAAAAUAUUCAGAGUUUAACUGCUUCAGGUUUCUUUCACCUGAGAUGUGUUUACUGUGUAGGACUGUUCAUAGCUCUGCCAAACAAAACAACAGCCUAUAAACCAGUUAAGCAUUUCUGUGAAGUAGGAACAGUAUGACAUUCUUUGCAGGGCUUGCAUAUGGAAAAACACCUCGGGUUUUUUUGGGAAGGGGGAGGGUAAGAGAAGGAACAAGGGUAAGCAGCCUUAUCAGGGAAAUACCAAACAGAUUGGAAAAACCAAUCUGCAGUAUCAGAUGUAAUACGUACUCUUGAAACCAUUGCUGCUUUCCUGUUUCCCUGAAGAUGAUCAGGCACAUCAUCAUGAUGUAGGAUCUUCUUCAAGUUCUUCUGUUUGAUGAAAAGUUCAGUAAAACCUCAGUGGUAACCUUUGCAGGAAGAGGUCAGCGAUGCUCCUUGUGCUCGUGAACAAUUCACAGCGAGGAGCUGAGAACAAGUCUCUCCUUCCUACCUUUUACUUUCCUCCUGGAGUGCCAAACUUGUCUUUGCUUCAGGCCUCAGAGCAGCUGUUUUCCUGCCUCACAGCCUAAGCCUGUGAAGUGCAUAAAAACACCUAAGGCAGGAGGAUGCAGUGGAACAAAGGUAGAUUUUGCCUCUCUUUGUGCUGCUCUGAGCAGCGCCUGGUGUCCAGGUGCUGUUUUUUCCUGGCUUGGGUGUUAGGUUUUAUAGGGGAGCUCAGCCCAGAUUAUGGGUCUGAGCACUUCCCACAGAGGCAGCAUGUCCAGCAUAGUCAGUAUUAGGGGAGAGCAGAAGCUGAAACACAAAUAUGUAAAUUUUAGCUGUACUUAGUUGUAUCUGUUUCAUCUUGCCCUGUAACACCACCGCAGACUUAUUUAUGGACUUUAGCUAGGACUGAGUUCUCGCUUCAGUAAUGAAGACAUUUUACUUGACCUUUUAAAAGGAAACCACUAGUUCAAGGAUCUUUCUCAAGCAUGGUGUGAAUGAGUCAGUGUAAUAGAAUAAUAAAUCCCUCUCAAAUCCCAAGUUUCUUAGCACUUAGGUACUGCUGUGUGUUAAGUCUAAGUUGACAUUGUGAGGUUCCCCCUCCCAAAGGUGAGAUUUCCCAUUUUUCCCCAUUUAAAAUGGUUAUACAAUGCUCACUGGAGUCAAAAGGCUCCAAACAAAGCACUAACAGUACAGUCCUGAGGGCUGCUCACAAGUCUGGGUCAAGAAACCCAGUGACCAAAAAUGAACAAAACCAUUUGUGUGACGGGGUCCUUGUCAACAUCUAAAAUUAACUUUAAUCUUUUAUGGACUACUUUCUCACAUUACUGCAACUCUAAAUUAAUCCAAGAACUGCUAGCAGGUAGGGUAGAUCACACGGCUAGUCCAGAGUUUGAGCAUUAAAGGAAGAACAAUCACAGCCAGCACUUGACUGUAAGGAUUGCAUUGCAUUGCAGCCAUGGUAGCUUUAAAGCCACGUCACUGCCGCCUCCAUCUGCUCUACAGAUCACAGCAUGCGCUUGUACCACCACAGCAAUUCCCAGGAUAAAGUCAUUUUAAAUUAAAAUCAUGGGUUUGUAUUGUAGAUUGGAUAGUGGUAUUUUAUCCAUCAGUGUGUAUACAGCAGUUAUUGCAUCUCCAUCUUACAUCCCACUACUGUGGCCUUCAUUUAACUUAUGAACGUUUUAAAGAUGUUGUAUUUCUGACUUUACACCAAAUAAAAUCUUUUCAUUUGUCUCGA
Prinia subflava (tawny-flanked prinia) is the source of this 2497-nucleotide messenger RNA. RefSeq names its product short coiled-coil protein (gene SCOC). Gene Ontology annotation, cellular component: trans-Golgi network. Bases 157 to 405 code for a protein of 82 amino acids. Lineage: Eukaryota; Metazoa; Chordata; Aves; Passeriformes; Cisticolidae. The transcript is spliced from 4 exons. The record is from RefSeq and is a predicted model, not a curated record.